Molecule: messenger RNA, 2023 nt
Organism: Boleophthalmus pectinirostris (great blue-spotted mudskipper)
Lineage: Eukaryota; Metazoa; Chordata; Actinopteri; Gobiiformes; Gobiidae
Gene: arf3a
Product: ADP-ribosylation factor 3a
Exons: 6
Coding region: 181-726 (181 amino acids)
Biological process (GO): vesicle-mediated transport; intracellular protein transport
Cellular component (GO): cytoplasm; plasma membrane
Molecular function (GO): GTPase activity; GTP binding
Source: RefSeq, a predicted model, not a curated record
UCCAGCAGUUGGUGGCCCGUCUGCCUUAUCGUGGAGGGGCCGUGAAUCGACGACAUUAGGCCGAGUGGUGUCGUGACUGCAUGAAGGGAUUACAGCGCACAAAUUCACACGGAAAUAUGUUUAAUACUAGAGAGGAGGUGUAGCAGUUCUGCAGCAACUUAGUGAAAUAAAAACGUCAUCAUGGGGAACAUCUUUGGAAAUCUGUUAAAAAGCCUUAUAGGGAAAAAGGAGAUGAGGAUUCUUAUGGUAGGACUUGAUGCUGCUGGGAAAACCACUAUUCUGUACAAGUUAAAGCUUGGGGAAAUUGUUACCACAAUUCCUACAAUAGGUUUCAAUGUGGAGACAGUGGAGUACAAAAACAUUAGCUUUACUGUGUGGGAUGUGGGUGGCCAGGACAAAAUCCGUCCCCUAUGGAGGCACUACUUCCAGAAUACACAGGGUUUGAUCUUUGUGGUUGACAGUAAUGAUCGUGAGCGAGUAAACGAAGCCCGGGAGGAGCUUAUGAGGAUGCUGGCAGAGGACGAGCUGCGAGAUGCUGUUCUGCUUGUCUUUGCCAACAAACAGGAUUUGCCGAAUGCCAUGAAUGCUGCAGAGAUCACAGACAAACUUGGCCUCCACUCUCUACGUCACCGCAACUGGUACAUCCAGGCCACAUGUGCUACGAGUGGGGAUGGUCUGUACGAGGGCCUGGACUGGCUCGCCAACCAGCUCAAGAACAAGAAAUGAGGGGUCCUGGGUCGUUAGUGUAGACGGAAGAGCCUGGUGCCAGCUCCAGGUAAAGAUUAUAAUGGGUCUGUUUACAUGUAGAGGCAGGACAGUUCCGAAUGGUGAUCUCUCCCUGAACUUAUAAUGUUACACUAUAUUAUGCCUUUUCUUAUUUAUUUGAGUCUUGAAUUAUCUUUGCUAUUUAAUUAAAGUAAAUAAUGUGCAAUAUAGGUUUAUACUGCACAGUAUAAAAUAUAUGGUUCUUAACAAAAUGUUAUUGUUUGGAAUACUGACCACAUUACCUUUUCAGAUUUUUGUUUGUAUUGAAAUUUUUAUCCAGAUACUUGAUGUGAAUGAUUAAGAAUGUGAAAAUAGUUUAGUGGCAUUACAGCUAAACAAGAUUACAAUAUCAUUAUCAUUGUUCAAAGCCUAUACAUAAUCAGAAUAAUGUAAUGUGCAUAACAGUGUUUUACUGUAAUCCAGUUUUCCUUCUCAGAGUUAUCUCAGUUGCUUAGGUUUUGUAAUUGCUCUUAUAAUCUUCAUAGAGUAGACAGUCUUUAUUUUAUUUUCUUGCAGAUUGCUUUAAACAUGUUAAUUUAUUGGUUAUUUGCCUCUUUACAAUCUUUUCCUUAAAUUGUUAUGUGCAUAAAAUGCUAAGGCAGCUGGUGAAAAAAACAGUGUAUAUUACGGCUUCCCUAAUCUGCAUGGAGAUUCUACUUUGGCUCACAAGUUUGUAGGGGCUGUGAACUCCUGCAGGCCACUGCUUCAACGUGCCUGGCUCAGCAUCAGUAAAGACCAAUUGUUUGGGAUAUAUAAUGAUGACUGAAGUGAAACAGGUGCUCUGCACAAGCUCAGUGUAUUAAAAACUGCUAUUGGCCGGCCUUGUAGAGAGCGAUGCAGUGGAGCAUGUGAUUGGCAAUAUUAGAAAUCUUGUAAGGUUUUGAAUGUUUGUUGUAGUCUUUUAGUGAGAGCAGCAGUAUUUUGCAUUUAACAUGGCUUUGAUCCUAAUUUAUCCAUCUGCGAUAAGUGUGACUCUUUUGUUUUAUGUGUUGCUAUAUCUCUGUUUCAUGUGGCACAAAAUAACUGCAUUACUAUUGUACAAUUUGUAAUGUUAUGUUAUUUCCUGUAUUUUGUGUUUAUCAACCAAAACAAAGUAUUGCUUUUAGUAGUAUUUAUUUUUCUUUGUUUUUAUGCCUAAGGUCCUACUGUGUACUGACACAAAACACACUAUUAGGUGAAAAGAUGUUGAUCGUAAUAAAACGUUAAGGCAUGUUAAUAUUGCACAAGAUCUGUAAUAAAAGUGAAUUGUCAUUUCUCA